Durio zibethinus is the source of this 892-nucleotide messenger RNA. The record is from RefSeq and is a predicted model, not a curated record. Lineage: Eukaryota; Viridiplantae; Streptophyta; Magnoliopsida; Malvales; Malvaceae.
AAUUAUUAGUAUAAUUAACUUGAUUCCCCUAACCAAUCAUACUAGCUAGCUAAUAAGCCAGGGCAUUACAUUUUGUCAUUACAAGUCAACUAAAUGAACCAAGUUGAUCACAAUUUGGUUAAAGCUUUUGGUGCCCUUAGUCAACCAAGCCAGGCACUCAACUGUAUCUGUCUACUAUAAUUUACACUGCAAGAAACAGAAAGAGAUGUAAGCCUAAGCCGAACAAAGAUGAAAAUGGGAAGAAUACAGACGGAAUACGAUUCCCGGGUCCCAUAUCCUUCUCCUCAGCCUCAGCCCCAGGCUCAAGCGCCUGCCUAUUAUUCUUACUCGCCACAGCCACAGCCACAGCAAGGCAUCAUUUAUCCGUAGCUUCAAGAUAAUGUUAAUGUUGUACAGGUUCCACCACACCAAAUAAGCAGUCCAACGACGAUGCUGCCACAAAAUCAAGGCGUCACUAGUACUAUUCCCUCUAAUGGCUCAUUUCAAAGCAAUGUAGCCACUGGAAUGGCCGUGCAGAGUCUGCCAAUGCCUUCCACACCAAUCAAAGUCGUUAAUCCCACUGGCACUUGGACCACCGACCUCUUUGAUUGCAUGGAAGAUCCAACCAACGCUCUCAUCACAGCAUUAUUCCCUAGUGUGACUUUUGGGCAGAUAGCAGAUGUCCUGGACAACGGGCACACAACUUGUGCCACUAGUGGAAUUAUUUAUGCCUUUGCGCCUUGUUUGGUGUCUGGUCCAUAUCGUAAAAAGCUGAGACAGCGCUUUGGGUUGGUGGAGGCCCCGGCCUCAGAUCGGAUCAUUCACUUCAUGUUUGAGCCAUGUGCUCUCCGUCAAGAAUAUCGAGAACUCAACAACCGCAGAAUCAAUCCAGCUCUCGGUGAUUAAAUUGUAA